AGUCUGUAAACAAACAAACAAACCAACCACUAUAUUCCAAAGUUAAAAAAAACUUAAAAAGUUACACAGAAGCAAGCCUCUGCUGGCAGUCGUUGGCCAACCCCUAAUCUCCAUCCUUCAUAAUAUCCCUCUCCACUCUUCCCCAAAUCCCUCAACAACAACAUGAAAUUCCUCUUAAUUUCACUCUCCCUAUUGCUUUUGGCCUAUCCCAUCUCUGCCCAUAUCUUCCCCAAUGUCUCUUCAAUCCCCUCUUGGCUCAACAAAACCAACUGCGCUUGGAACCAAUUCCAGAAACUCAAAGGCUGCCGCCCUGGUGAUCGCCUCAACGGCCUCUCUAACCUCAAAACUUACCUCAAACAGUUUGGCUACAUUCCCCCUUCUCCUAAUUUCACCGAUCUCUUCGACCCUCUUCUUCAAUCCGCCCUCCAAACUUACCAAACCAAUUUCAAUCUCAACGUUACCGGCCUUCUCGACGACCAAACUCUCGCUCAAAUUCAGCUUCCCCGAUGCGGCAUCCCCGACAUAAUCAACAAUUCCAGUUCUAUGAAUUCCGGCAAACCAACGGGGCAUUCCGCCACUCAUUUUCACUCCGUUUCUCAUUACUCUUUCUUCCCUGGUCGACCCACCUGGCCGUCCCACCGUCGCCAUUUGACGUAUGCCUUUGCGCCGGAGAACCCUCUUUCCGAUGAGGUCAAAGGGGUUUUCGCUAGGGCUUUUGCUCGUUGGGCGGCUGUUACGCCUUUGACAUUCUCUCCGGUUGAGUCAUUUCGUACGGCGGAUAUACGGAUUGGAUUUUACGCUGGGGAUCACGGCGAUGGGGAGCCGUUCGAUGGGGUUUUGGGGACUUUGGCUCAUGCCUUUUCGCCGCCUAGUGGGCAUUUUCAUUUGGAUGGUGAUGAGAGCUGGGUGGUUUCCGGUGACCUAAGAUCGGCUCCUAUGGCGGCGAUUGAUUUGGAAUCGGUGGCGGUUCAUGAGAUUGGGCAUUUGUUAGGGCUUGGUCAUUCCUCUGUUGAAGAAUCGAUUAUGUUUCCGACGAUUACUUCCAGGACGAGGAAGGUGGAUUUGGCUGCCGACGACAUCAACGGAAUUCAAGAAUUGUACGGCGGAAACCCUGACGGAAACCUCACGCCACCAUCGACGCCGUCACCUCCGUCCGUACAGGAGAGAGAUAUGUCUAGAAACGGAGCUGCUCCCAGGCUGUUGAGCUUCUGGUGGAGCCCACUUUUAAUCGCUGCCGUUGAAUUUUUCUUGAUCAGAUAAUAUUAUUCCUUGUGGUUAUUUAUUUAUUUUUAUUAUCAUUUUUUUUUUUCACGAUUCAUUUUUUCUAUUUUUACACUAGGCGUAGGCAUACACCUAUGUUUUUCAAUGCCUACCAAAUAACGUUAGCCUAAUUUAUAAUGAUUGUUUUUUUAUUUUGUUUUCCUUUUGGGAUGUAUAGACAUACCAUUUACUUUGUACAAACUAUUCUUCUUUGUUUCAUUAUUUUCAUCCAUCAUCUAUUUUAAAUCUUAUUUUGA
Molecule: messenger RNA, 1517 nt
Organism: Benincasa hispida (wax gourd)
Lineage: Eukaryota; Viridiplantae; Streptophyta; Magnoliopsida; Cucurbitales; Cucurbitaceae
Gene: MMP
Product: matrix metalloproteinase
Biological process (GO): collagen catabolic process; proteolysis; extracellular matrix organization
Cellular component (GO): extracellular matrix
Molecular function (GO): zinc ion binding; metalloendopeptidase activity
Source: RefSeq, a predicted model, not a curated record